Gossypium arboreum is the source of this 748-nucleotide messenger RNA. RefSeq lists its product as uncharacterized. Gene Ontology annotation, biological process: protein folding; response to heat; protein complex oligomerization. The transcript is spliced from 2 exons. The record is from RefSeq and is a predicted model, not a curated record. The coding region runs from base 88 to 738 and encodes 216 amino acids. NCBI's taxonomy places the organism in Eukaryota, Viridiplantae, Streptophyta, Magnoliopsida, Malvales, Malvaceae.
AACAAAAAUAUAGAUUUUUAUAAGAUAUUGAUUUUAAAAAAUAGAUUUAAAACCCAAAGGGAUUAAAUUGAAUAAUAAUAAGACAUCAUGGACUCGAAGCCAAAUGUUGUGUUCGAAGAGUUUCAGGUGCCGACUGAUUGGGUUCGUGAGGUUGCAGACGACACCUUAAUUGCAUAUCUACCAGGGUUUAAGAAGGAGCAAGUUAAAGUUCACAUAACAAGUGGAGGAUUGUUGAGAAUAUAUGGAGAACGUUCAGUCGGUGGCAACAAAAUCAGCCGAUUUUCUAAAGAAUUCUCAUUACCAUCAAACUGUGAUUUAUCCAAAGUCAGAGCUAAUUUCAAUGACGGCAUGCUCCGCGUUAAAUUCCCCAAAUCCACCAUCCAAGCCGAUCAAAGUCAACAAGCAAAAACAUCUCCAGAUCCAGAUCCAGAAGCUCCACCGUCGAUGGCGGCUCCACCACCUGCAGGUUAUGCUGAUGCCGCAUUUAAACAAAACGACGCCGUUCAGCAACCUCCUCCCACGGCGGAUCUAAAGCCACACGCAGGUGAUGAUGAUAUUGAUACUUCAAUGAAACGAAAAGAUGCCGUUGAACAACAAGUUCCUCCUAGAACGGGGAUUGAAACGGCGGCUAAGGGACUGACUCGUUCGAGAAAAAUUGUUUUGGCUGUUUUAUCGGUUGUGGUAAUUGCUGUUUAUGUUAAAAAUGUUUUUAGGUCUAUGAAGAACGAGUAUAAUUAAUUAACCCCAA